UGUGUGGUGUGUAAUGUGUGUGUGUGGUGUGUAAUGUGUGUGUGUGUGGUGUGUAAUGUGUGUGUGUGGUUUCGCCUCGACAUUCCCACAUGAGCGCGUGUUUUGUUGGAGUGUGUGAAGCGGAGCGGCUGAGUGCUGUGUGCUGGCGGCUGUGAGAGCGCUAUGGACGCUGCUCCUCCUGUCACUGAGAGGAUGGAGGCUUGGCUCGACGACAACCGGGAUUUCGCUCACUCCUAUUUCAUCCGGAAAGCGAGCCGGGAAAUGGUCAAUGCUUGGUUUGCUGAGCGUGUGCAUUCCAUCCAGCCAUCCCGGGAAGUAUCCAAGACUCUUCCAGACGGCUCGAAAACUCUUGCAGAAGCAAGCGCCCUGACCGCUUCAGGCUCCACAGAGACUCCUUCACCCAGUCCGGUUCCUUCUACACCCACACGCAAGAUCUCUGCAUCCGAGUUCGAUCGGCCGCUACGACCUAUCGUGGUGAAGGACGCAGAGGGCUCGCUUACUUUCCUCAGCGACACAGAACGGGUGCCCAUGCCACCUCCAGCUCCUUCGCACAAGCUGGAGCGGACAGGGGGGGACCGUUGCGCCCGUCUUCUCGAGCUUGUGCGUGAUGUGUCCAGCCACUUAGACCUGACGGCGCUCUGCCACCGCAUCUUUUUACACACACACGAGCUAAUCGCAGCUGACCGCUACUCACUGUUCUUGGUGUGUGAGGACAGCUCCAACCGAAAGUUCCUGGUCAGCCGGCUGUUUGACGUUGCUGAAGGCUCCACGCUCGAGGAAGCAUCCAACAGAGGCAUCCGCCUGGAAUGGAACAAAGGCAUCGUGGGACACGUGGCAGCCACAGGCCAGCCGCUGAACAUUAAGAACGCCUAUGAGGAUCCUCGUUUCAAUGCAGAGGUGGACCAGAUCACAGGCUACAAGACACAGAGCAUCCUGUGUAUGCCCAUAAAAAAUCACAGAGAUGAGGUUGUUGGUGUGGCACAAGCAAUCAAUAAAAGGUGUGGCGAGAACAGCACCUUCACAGAACAAGAUGAGAAGGAGUUUUCUUCCUACUUGGCUUUCUCUGGGAUUGUUCUGCACAAUGCACAACUCUAUGAGACAUCACAGCUUGAGAACAGGAGGAACCAGGUGUUGUUAGAUCUGGCCAGUCUUAUUUUCGAAGAACAGCAGUCUUUGGAAGUCCUGCUGAGGAAGAUCGCAGCCACCAUCUUGUCUUUCAUGCAGGCUCAGGAGUGCACUAUAUUCAUUUCCGAUGCUGAAACAUUGAAUGCUUUCUCCAGUGUGUUCCACAUGGAGUACGAAGACCUAGCCGGAUCUAUGGACUUCCCUAACAGAGACAGCGAUGUAAGUAAGAUCAACUACAUGUAUGCUCAGUAUGUGAAGAACACCAUGGAGCCACUGAACAUUCCUGAUGUCACAAACCUGAUGUCUGAUCAGCGAUUUCCUUGGACUAGUGAGAACCCAGACUCCCCAACCUACCAUGUGAAGAGUUUGUUGUGCACACCCAUUAGGAAUGGGAAGAAGGAUAAAGUGAUAGGUGUUUGCCAGUUGGUCAACAAGAUGGAUGAAUCUAUGGGUGAGGUGAAGGCCUUUAAUCGGAACGAUGAGCAGUUUCUAGAGGCCUUUGCCAUCUUUUGUGGGCUUGGCAUCCAGAAUACUCAGAUGUACGAGACUGUGGAGAGGGCCAUGGCCAAGCAGGAGGUCACCCUUGAGGUUCUCUCUUAUCAUGCCUCCGCUGCUGAGGAGGAGACGCGGGCGCUCGAGGUAACUGCGGCAGCCACUGUUCCCUCAGCUCAGUCUCUGAGGCUGCUGGAGUUCACCUUCAGUGACUUUGACCUGUCUGAUGCUGAGACCACCCAGGCCACUAUCCGCAUGUUUGUAGACCUCAAGCUUGUGCAGAACUUUCAGAUGAAGUACAAGAGCCUGUGUCAGUGGAUCCUGAGUGUGAAGAAGAACUACAGAAAGACUGUGGCCUACCAUAACUGGCGACACGCCUUCAACACGUCUCAGUGCAUGUUUGCCAUACUCAAAUCUGGGAGAUUACAGAACCAUCUAAGUGAUUUGGAGAUACUGGCCCUGAUGAUUGCAACUCUGUGUCAUGAUUUGGACCAUAGAGGUGUCAACAACUCUUACAUCAAGAGGAGUGACCAUCCUCUAGCUCAGCUCUACUGCCACUCCAUUAUGGAGCACCACCACUUCAACCAGUGCCUCAUGAUCCUCAACAGUCCAGGCAGUCAGAUUCUAAGCAGUCUUUCACUGGAUGAGUAUAAAACUACACUGAAGAUGAUUGAAAAAGCUAUCUUGGCCACUGACCUGGCCCUCUACAUGAAGAAACGCACAGAGUUCUUUGAACUUGCAAAGAACAACCAGUUUCAUUGGGAGGACGAGUGUCACAGAGACUUGCUAAGGUCCAUGCUGAUGACUGCAUGUGAUAUCUCUGCCAUUACUAAACCCUGGCCUGUACAAAAGAGAAUAGCUGAGCUCGUUGCCACAGAAUUCUUUGAGCAAGGGGACAAAGAAAGACAAGAGCUGAACAUUGAACCCAUUGAUCUGAUGAACCGAGAGAAGCGUGAUAAGAUUCCCAGCAUGCAAGUGUCUUUCAUUGAUGCUAUUUGCACACAGUUGUAUGAGACACUGGCCAGUAUGUCGGAUUUCUGCUCCCCUCUGCUGGAAGGCUGCAGGAAGAACAGGCAGAAUUGGAAGCUGCUCGCUGAACAGGCUGAGGAAGCGAGCUUACCGAACGGAGGACUUUAAACGGCUCAUCCCAGUCAGCACAUGAUAAAGUUUACCCCGUUCCCUUACCUCCAGGUCCUUCUUCGUACCACACACACCCACACACCACACUGAAGCUAAUUAUUUCCAGUCAUGAUUCCUGUUAUGAAGAAUUCACCAACCACUAUGGAGCGAAAUAUAAUUGUACCUUUGGGAUGUAGCUGAAUCAUAUUGGUUCCAUGCAGCUUGGGGGGUAAGGGAACGCAGCCUUAAGCAAUAGAUGACUUGCAACCACGUGAUCAAAAUGUGCUACGUCAUGAGCGUCCGCCAUGAUGGUGGAUAUACAAAGCAACUAGGAUGGCAGCCGCCGAAAGCGUCUGUAAACAAUGCUGAAUUUUCUCAGUAUUACCACGAUUUGAACGGUCGAGUGAAGAUUCAAUACAAAGAGAAGGUAGAUCUAUGGUUUUUGACCCAUAUAAUUGAAAAAAGUCAGAUUUUCCUGAAGCUAAGACGCUUCUACCGACAGAUAUCGCGUUCUAUCUGGUUUGGCUGCCGAAGACUGGAUUGUAUAUAAUUUUGCUGGCGCUCCAAGAAGCGAAACGGUAAUACACGUGUUAAAAUUCUAACAAUGACCGAGUGAACCACGACAAUAGACACUCAUUUUAUAACAAAAUUCUAGCAACACGAAAUAAAAUUCUUCCAUGAUAUUAUCGAGAAAGCUUUAGAACCUCACCUGAGAUAAAAUGAUGACUGCAAACACGAGUUGUUUCGGUUUUAGCCUCUAGCACUACGUUCAGACUGCAACCUGAAACGACCCAUAUCCGAUUUGUUGUGAAAUCCGAUUUUUUUGUUAGGCCGUUCACAUUACCAAUUAUAUGAGACUUGUAUGCGAUCUCCAAUAUGAACAGAAAACGACCCAAAAGUGUCCCGCAUGCACAAAUUGACACGUAAUAAGCACAUCUACGUAAUACGUAAACAAAAAAAAAAAAAGCGCACUCUUCAAGUUUGCAAGUAAAGCAUGGAGAUGAGGCGAGACCUGGCGAUGUGGUUUUUGUGGCGGUGGUGGAACUCACACAAUAAUCUGAUUAAUGUGGGCAGCAGACUAACGAGACCGAAGGUGUCAAAUUACUGGAAAUUUCCAGAACAAUCUUAUAAUCUUGUAAUACAGGAUGGUUUAAGUUAUAAAUCAGUUAUAGAAACUGUUUUAUUUAAUCAGGCUAACAGAUCAACAUCCAGGUCCCUACCAAAUCCACCAUUAGCUUGAUCAAUUCUAUAAAAGUCUAUUUAAAUUCUGAAAACUGUACAAAUGUUGUUGUUUUCCACCAAAGAGGCGGGAUUAGCCAACGCAGAAUAGUGACGUUUGUCUCUUGUUGAUGACGUGUAGGUCGCAUGAAUGCGACCUGUCCGGUCAGACUGCAGUCGCAUGUGAAAAUAACAGAUAUGCAUCGGAUUUAGGACCACAUAUCCAAGCGGCCUGGGUCGCAUGUGAAAAAAUCGGAUCUGUGUCGUUCAGAUUGUCAAUAACAAAUCGGAUACAGGUCGCAUAUGGGCAAAAAAUCGGAUAUGGGUCGUUUCAGGGUGCAGUCUGAACGUAGUCUUAGAUCAGCCCCGCUGAUGUUGUUCAGCCGUGCUCGUCUCCUCUCCGUACUAAACCUCAGAGUUUCCUCGCCCUCUUUCCGAAUCACAGACGGAAUUCGAAAGAAUCGGAACGUGCCACGGUCACGAGUACUGUUGUGACCACAACCAUAUACAGCACAAAGAUAUGGCGAAGCUAAAAGAACGCUUAAAGCAGUGGGAAAGCAAAGAGAGUCGCGCACACGAGUAUGUUUUGUAUGGAAUGUCGCUUGACCUCGCAUUUGUAUCUCCACCAACAUGGCCGACAUCCGGGUUUCUAUUUGCUUUGACAUCACUUGCAAGUCAAGGAUAUGGUCUAAAGUACAGACAUUAUUCUGAGUCACCUAUAUGUGUUUGUUACUUAACCCUUUGAUGCAAAACAUACGCACACCCCUUCUAAUGCACAACAUGGGUCAAAAAUGACCCGCAUUCAUUUUCCAGGUUAUUUCAUGCUGACUGAGUUUUUCUUCGCUCUAUCUUUUGAAAUCAAUUUAUUUUAUGAUUGAAUAUUCCAAGUAUUCUUUAAAUAUCUUGUUUUUAAUUACCACAAAUCAUUCAUUUAAUUUUUUCUUUCCUACUUUAUGAACAAAAAUACUUUUUAUAUUACUACACAUGGGUCAUCCAAGUGUGAUUUAA
This is a messenger RNA of Neoarius graeffei (lesser salmon catfish), 4962 nucleotides long. RefSeq names its product phosphodiesterase 5A, cGMP-specific, b (gene pde5ab). The transcript is spliced from 21 exons. Gene Ontology annotation, molecular function: 3',5'-cyclic-GMP phosphodiesterase activity; protein binding. The record is from RefSeq and is a predicted model, not a curated record. Bases 163 to 2754 code for a protein of 863 amino acids. Gene Ontology annotation, biological process: signal transduction. NCBI's taxonomy places the organism in Eukaryota, Metazoa, Chordata, Actinopteri, Siluriformes, Ariidae.